This is a messenger RNA of Pseudozyma flocculosa PF-1, 3051 nucleotides long. RefSeq lists its product as uncharacterized. Gene Ontology annotation, cellular component: membrane. The transcript has a single exon. Gene Ontology annotation, molecular function: ATP hydrolysis activity; ABC-type transporter activity; ATP binding. Lineage: Eukaryota; Fungi; Basidiomycota; Ustilaginomycetes; Ustilaginales; Ustilaginaceae. Bases 1 to 3051 code for a protein of 1016 amino acids. The record is from RefSeq and is a predicted model, not a curated record.
AUGCCGUCCGACGCCAGCGCCCUCUCCUUCUACCACACCUGCCCGCCCGGUCUGGCGCCCUCCAACACCACCACCAAGCUCUGCGACGCCGCCACCUGCGGGUCCAUCUACCAGCCCCCCGACGGCCGACCCCGCAAGCCUUCGGGCGACGCCCAGUGCGCCUGCGACCCAGGCUUCACCGGCGUCAACUGCAACGUCUGCUCCGGCGCCGGGUCGUGCUCCGCUCGCCGCGGCACCGCUUCGCCGUCUUCGCCGUCGGGCGCGCUCACCCUGACCGGCGACUCGAGCGUCGUCUGCUACAACCAGCCCGAUGCCGUCCGCACCACUUUCAUCGACUGCGACGUCGUGCAGCCCACGAUCCAGGCCGUCUUUCCCAAGCCCAUGACCAUGGCCAUGACAAAGGUCGGCGCCACCCCCGACGACUUUGCCGCCACGGGCGUCGCGCCCUGGCCCCAGAUGCCCAACACGACGCUGGCAAGCGUCUUUUAUGACGGCGUCGAGCAGUUCUACUGCCAGGCCAGCAACUGCGCCUCGCGCAACUCGACCCAGAGCGCCGCGCUGGGCAAGAGCCGCUUCGGCACCACCUCGACCCAGUGCGACAACCUCCAGUGCUACUGCAUCCCCGGCACCGUCAUGUGCGGCGGCGGCGCCCUCGACCUCACGCCCAUCAUCAACGGCCUCAGCGGCGCGCUCGGGAUGCCGUGCGAUUUCAUCGACCCAAAGGCGCCCGAGGGGACCACGGCCGACUGCGCCUUCCAGGGCAACCUGCUCAACAACCUCCUCGGCGACGGUGGCCUGCCCCUCAAGCAGUGCAGGUUCGGCAGCUGCGUCACCGAGGGACAGAUCCACGCCCACUGGCGCGACCAGGCGCUCGCGGGCGGAGAGACGGGCAACGGCGACCGCCUCAGCGGUCCCCUCAUCGGCGGCCUCGCCGUCCUCGGCGUCUUUGUGGCGUCGCUGCUGGCACUCGUCGCUUUCGGCGUGUGGCGCAGGCGCGAGGCCGCCAGGAGACCCGCCCGCCUCGAUCCGGCGCCCGUCGGGCUCGUCUGGAAGCGCAUCGACUACGGCCUGGCGCCACGCAACCGCCUGGGCAUCCGACGCAGAGGCGGGCCCGUUGGCAGCAGCCGCCUCGUAGACGGCAGCAGCACCAAACCCCUCCGAAGCAGCGGCGACAGCCGCAACGAGAAGGCGCCAAUCUCGCCCGCGUACGAUGCCGACCACCGUCACCAACUGGCGCACCCCACGCUGCAUUUUGACGACCCAGAGGCCGGCCACGGCUCCGAUCACAUCCUGCACUCGGUCAGCGGCCGCGUCGAGCCCGGCCAGAUGCUCGCCCUCCUCGGUCCCUCGGGCGCGGGCAAGUCGUCGCUCGUCGACAUCCUCGCCGGCCGGUCCAAGUCUGGUCGCGUUGCGGGCGAGGUGGCCUUCCUGCGCGCCGCCGACGGCGCGGGCGCGAGACCGGGCACCGGCACCGGCAACGGCUCGACGCGCGCCAUCGCCUUUGUCGACCAGGACGAUGCCCUGCCGGCCUUUUCGACGGUGCGCGAGGCCCUGCGCAUGGCGGCCGACCUGUCGCUGCCGGAGAGCGUGUCGGACAAGUCGGGUUUGGUCGAGGAGGUCAUCGACCUGCUCGGCCUGACGUUGGUGGCCGACCGCCGCAUCGGCGACCACAGCCGGCGCGGCGUGUCCGGCGGCGAGCGCCGUCGCGUGUCGAUCGGCUGCGCGCUCGUUGCGCGCCCGCGCAUCCUCGUGGCCGACGAGCCGCUGUCGGGCCUCGACUCCUUUUCUGCGAGCCGGGUGGUGGCGGCGUUCCGCAACCUGGCGCGCGGCGCCGGCGAGCUCGGCUCGACGUCGGUCAUCAUGACGGUGCACCAGCCGUCCUCGGAGAUCUUCCACACCUUUGACGUCGUCAUGCUCAUGGCGGCCGGGCGGGUGCUCUACACGGGCCCGCCAUCCGAGAGCCUGGCGUGGUGCGAGGCGCAGGGCGAGCCGUGUCCGACGGGCCACAACGUUGCCGACCACCUGCUCAAGAUUGCCUUUAAUCCCGAGCAGCGGACGCGGCGCGUGUCGGAGCCGUCGUACCAGGACAGCCGCUCCGAUCCUUCGUCGUCUUCCGCUCCGCCGUCGUCGUCGUCGUCGUCGUCGUCGUCGUCGCCGGGCGUGGCUGCGGGCGCGGCGUGGGCGCGCGAGGCGGGCAACGAGCCGUGCACGACGUUCAUGACGCAGCUCUCGACGCUGUCGCGGCGGGCGUGGCAGACGGCGCUGCGCGACCGCGCGGGCCCGCUGGCGCACCUCGUGGGCGCGGUGACCAUCGGGCUGCUGGUGGGCGGCUGCUUCUACCAGGUCGACCUGACGAUCGCCGGCUUCCAGAACCGCGUCGGGUCGAUGUACUUUCUCUUUAUCCUGCUCUGCUUUGCGGCGCUGUCGGCCUCGACGACGCUGGCGCGCAGCCGCGCGCUGAUGGUGCGCGAGCGGAGCAACGGGCUGUACGGCGCCGUGGCGUGGCUCGUCAGCUUUGUCCUGUUCGACGCCGUGCUGCUCCGCCUCAUCCCCACGUUGCUCUUCACCACCAUCCUCUACUGGAUGGUCGGGCUCAAGGCCGAUGCGGUGACAUUUUUCGAGUUUGUCCUCAUCGCCUUUUUGCUGCACGAGUCGGUCGCGCUGGUCGACAUGAUCCUGUCGGCCUUGAUCGAGGAUCUUUCCGUCACCAUCCUCAUGGCGGGGAGCUUUAUCCUCUUCAACAUCGGCUAUGGAGGAUUUCUGCUCAACCUCGAUCAGAUCCCGGCCGUACUGAGGUGGCUGCAGUGGCUCUCGCCGCUCAAGUACGCCCUCGAAGCUGUAUCGGUGCACGAACUAAAGGGCCUCGAUCUCAAGGAUACCGUAGCGGGCGUCGGCAUCCAGACCUCGGUCUCGGUGUUUGCCGGCAACCUCUUUGGAUUCAGGGAUGGAGCCUUCUACCGCGACCUCCUCAUCCUGGCGCUCCCGUUCAACCUCGGCGUCUUUGGCCUUCUCUGCCUCGUCGUCUGGUCGAGGAUGCGAGAGACGCGCUAG